CUCCCCCCUCCACUACCCCCCAACCCACCCGCAGCCUGGUGCUUGCCCCCCUGCAGAGGGCCAGGCUCUGUCUGACGAGGGGAGCUGGGAUGGCCGUAAGAUGAUGGAGCAGCUGGAGGGAAGAUUCCAGGGACUAAGAAGUGAUCUUGGGAACAAAGAUCCAAGGAUUUGGAGGGAAGAGAAGACAAAGGAGAUCUAGCCAACCACCAGGGUCCCUGGGAGACAACAGUAAAGCAAGAAUUUCUCUCCUCGAGUACAAGGAAUGCUUCUCCCUCUACGACAAGGAACAAAGGGGGAGAAUAAAAGCUAACGACCUAAUUGUGGUGAUGCGGUGCCUGGGGGCCAGCCCGACCCCGGGAGAAGUGGGAAGACACCUGCAGGAUCAUAAACUAGACAGAAAUGCUGAGCUGGAUUUCUCUACCUUCCUUACCAUCAUGCACAAGCAAAUGCAACAGGAAGAGCCACAAAAAGAAAUUCUACUGGCCAUGCUGAUGACUGAUAAAGAGAAGAAGGGGUACAUCACUGCAGAAGAACUAAGAUCCAAACUUACCAAACUGGGAGAACGCUUAACUAACAAGGAAGUGGAUGAUCUCCUGAAAGAAGCUAAUAUUGGACCAAACGGCAAAGUGAAGUACAACGAAUUUAUCCAAAUGAUCACACUUCCUACAGCAGAUUACUGAACUGGAUACAUGUGGAUACAAAGAGGAGUCAUUUUUGAAAUCUGGAAACUUCUGCUAUUCGAUUGGAUUUUUAUAAAACGUGUCCUUUUUACUCUAGGGGAAAUGGUAGUAUCAUGCUUAGGGUGCUGCCUUCUAUCCCUGACACAAGAACUCUGUAAUGAUACAAAUAAAAUUGUUUUUAACAGUGUUAUGACCUUAAUGAAUAAAUCCACUUAAAUGGGGCCAUCUAAUUAAAGAACAAAAGGGUAACUAGGUGGCUAAGCCGACAGAGUUCUGGGCCUGGAGUUAGGAAGACACCUCUUCCUGAGUUCAAAUUCGGCUUCAAUACUUCCUAGCUGUGUGAUCCCAGGCAAGUCACUUCCCCCUGUUUGCUUCAGUUUCCCCAUCUGUAAAAAUGAGCUGGAAAAGAAAAUGGCAAACCACUCCAGUAUCAUUGCCAAGAAAAUCCCAAGUGGAGUCAUGAAGAGUCGGACAUGACUGAAAAAUACCAAACCCUACCUUUAAAGCUCAGCGACUAUCUUCCAAACGAAAAGAGAAAUAUUGCCGCUACAGCAUUAAGUUAAAUAUUCUUGGCGAGGUUUCAUGUUGCAUCAUGUAUCACAUUAUCAGGGUCAUUCACAUAUUUCCAGUCCCUAUCUUAUGUACCAUAUUUCCAGUGUAUUCCUCUACACACAUAUAUACAUAAAAGUAGUCACUACUGUGGAAACCUAGCUAAGAAACAGUGUGUAAUAAUUAAGUUGAUGCACUAAGGUUCCACUACAGAGAGAACAUGCUAAAAUCCAUGGAUAGCCUGCAUGGAAACAAUCUUAAAAACAAAACAUUUCGGACACAAAAACUCAGAGCAUCUGACACGGCCUACUACUAGAGGCUUGGGCCUCUAUGGAAACUGAACAUUUCACUGCCUAGAGAAGUUCAUUUACACACCAGGAGUUUGGCUCUUUUUAUUUUUUCAUCACCUAGGGACAUGGAACUCCUUUCCUACACACCUCAAAACUUGAUGACAACCCCUACUAUGUGCCUUUGAUACAACCCCUUGGGAGCUUCUGCCUUGGAUCACUUUUCCAGCUCUCCAAUCUUAAAUCUCUCUAGCUAACUGCUCCUUACCCACUAGCUAUAAAUUUUUCUUAAAAAAAAAAAAAAGCCUUCCUUAGACCUCAA
Molecule: messenger RNA, 1838 nt
Organism: Dromiciops gliroides (monito del monte)
Lineage: Eukaryota; Metazoa; Chordata; Mammalia; Microbiotheria; Microbiotheriidae
Gene: CALML4
Product: calmodulin like 4
Exons: 4
Coding region: 327-680 (117 amino acids)
Cellular component (GO): myosin II complex
Molecular function (GO): calcium ion binding
Source: RefSeq, a predicted model, not a curated record